This is a messenger RNA of Hibiscus syriacus, 679 nucleotides long. Its product is annotated as MAPK kinase substrate protein At1g80180-like. Bases 60 to 437 code for a protein of 125 amino acids. NCBI's taxonomy places the organism in Eukaryota, Viridiplantae, Streptophyta, Magnoliopsida, Malvales, Malvaceae. The record is from RefSeq and is a predicted model, not a curated record. The transcript has a single exon.
ACACACAAAUCCUUCAUUUAGUUUCAUUAAAGAGAGAAGAAGAAAAGCCGGCGUCCGCCAUGUCUGGUUUGCAAAGAUCUGAAGUGUCUUUCAGGAGGCAGGGGUCUUCAGGGCUUGUUUGGGACGACAAAUUUUUGUCGGAGGCGUUGAAACAAGAAGGAGAAACGAAGCAGCUACAGCAAGACGAACAGGGGCAGUUACAAGACAGUAGUAAUCCAGAAAAGAUUAACACCGUUAAGCCGACAAGAAACCUUGGACCAGUCAACACCGUUGAAAGAAGCCGAUCCCACGGUGAGAGACGAAGUUACCGAACUGGUAAGGUGUCCCCUGCUAUUGAGCCGCCUUCUCCGAAGGUGUCAGCUUGUGGAUUUUGCAGUGCUUUUGGGAAACAACCCAAGAAUCAUAGGAAAAAUCCUGGUAAGAUUAGAUCAAGAUAGGCCUUUUGCUGGUAACCGGAGAUGGGAAUUCCGGUGAACUUCAUGGGUAGUGGUUAGUACAGUAGUAAAUGUUUUCUUCUUCUUCUUUUGGGUGUUAAAAGUUUUGAUCUCUUUUAAUUUAGUUAAUGUUUGUGGUUUGAAAUUUUGGAUUGAUAUGUAAUUAAAAUAAUCUGUAAAUUUUUUAGUAUUUGGGUGUUGAUGAGACAGAAUGUUCGAAAUCUUGAUUGACAGUCAUCUAUUGG